This is a messenger RNA of Cuscuta campestris, 1151 nucleotides long. The record is from the annotation of a GenBank genome assembly. Lineage: Eukaryota; Viridiplantae; Streptophyta; Magnoliopsida; Solanales; Convolvulaceae.
GAAUAAUGCAGCCUUAUUUGUCCUACUCGCACACCGAAUUGAGGAAUUUUGUGACGCCUCCUUAAUAAUGGCAGAGAAAAGAUCAGAGUCUCCGGCACUGUCACCGGAAUCUCCAGCUCUCACCGACAAACAUGGUUCAAACUCGAAGAAGGUGACCAAAUCAGACUCCGAUAAGCCUAAGAGACCACCAUCUGCUUUCUUCUUGUACCUGGAGGACUUCCGUAUGGAAUUUUUGGAGAAGAAUCCUGAAGCCAAGUCAAUGCAUGAUGUAGGAAAGGCUUGUGGAGAGAAGUGGAAAACUAUGACUUAUGAGGAAAAAGUCCGGUAUUAUGAUAUUGCUACAAAGAAACGAACAGAGUUUGAUAGAGCUAUGGCUGACUAUAACAAAAGAAAGGAAGAUGGUGCUGAAAGUAAGACCACCACGUCAAUUGAAGGACGCCGGAGAAGAACUGUCCCGAGCCGGGCAUCAUGGAAGCGUAAAACGACGUCAAAGAAAGUGACCAAAUCAGACUCCAAUAUGCCCAAGAAACCCCCAACUGCUUUCUUCUUCUACUUGGAGGAUUUUCGUAAGGAAUUCCAGGCAAAGAAUCCGGAGGUCAAGUCAAUGCGUGAUGUUGGAAAGGCUUGUGGAGAGAAGUGGAAAACUAUGACUUAUGAGGAAAAAGUCCGGUAUUAUGAUAUUGCUACAAGGAAACGAACAGAGUUUGAUAUAGCUAUGGCAGACUAUAACAAAAGAAAGGAAAAUGGGGAAUUCGAAAAGGAUGAAGACGACUCUGCUUUCGAUGAUUAGCAGAAGGUAUUCUAUUUUGACCCUUUUGUCCAUCCAAUCUUUGCAUAUUUAAUCAUUACGUGCUUCCCUUUCGUGUUUACGGUGAAAUAUAGAAGGGGCAUUAUAGCUUUGUAGUCCUUUUUCAAGUUUUUGUACAUUUUGUCACAAGAAACAUGAAAUGACAACAUUGUUAAUUAGGUUGUUGGUCAUUAGGAUUGGUGUGAGACUAAGAGUGAAUAUUGGGAGUAGCUGUCCCUUUGGUGAACUAUAGUUUUUCUUUUGUAAUAAUUCUCACAUAGAUGAAGCGUACUAUGUACUAUUGUAUACUGACUGCACUUGGUUUGCUCUAUUUCUCCCUUCUAAAUAAAGGAUGACCCCAUCC